CCUUGCUCCCUUAUCUUCGGAAAUGCCGCUCACCAUCGCCAGUGUCUCAAGUGUGCUCAAUCCAAUGGCAACGUUUAUACUCUCUUGUUUCGCUCCCAAAACCCUAGCCUGUACUUUUUCGCAGCUUAAGCCAUCCUUUACUCCGCUCCUUACUUCCACAUCGCAAUCAUGGGCUCUACCACCGGGGCAUUCUGUCAGGGCCAGGACGCAACCACGGCCGUUGAUGACACGAGCAGCCGCCGAUUCAGAUUUUUCGGCCAAAAGGAGCAGCAGUAGUGACACUAGAGAGACAAUAAUGUUGCCCGGAUGCGAUUAUAAUCAUUGGUUGAUUGUGAUGGAAUUUCCCAAGGAUCCUGCUCCUACUAGGGAGCAGAUGAUUGAUACUUACCUCAACACCCUAGCCACCGUCUUGGGCAGCAUGGAAGAGGCAAAGAAGAAUAUGUAUGCAUUUAGUACCACCACAUACACCGGAUUCCAAUGCACUGUUGAUGAAGCAACCUCUGAGAAAUUUAAGGGUCUGCCAGGAGUCCUUUGGGUAUUGCCGGACUCAUAUAUAGAUGUGAAAAACAAGGAUUAUGGAGGGGACAAGUAUAUCAAUGGAGAGAUAAUUCCAUGCACUUAUCCUACUUAUCAACCAAAGCAGAGAAAUAAUUCAAAGUAUGAGAGUAGAAGAUAUGAAAGACGGAGAGAUGGUCCACCUCCAGAACGGAGGAGGCCAAGACAAGGGGCAAAUACCUCAGAGCCGUCAGGAUGAGUUAGUGGAAACUGUGGAAUGUUCCUAUGUUUGGUUUCAAAUGGAUGGCCUUUUUGUGAGUUUUUAUUGAUCAUCACAGCCAUUUAUUGGUGGAUAGUUAUGCGGGGAUUUAACUUGAUAGACAUUAAUAUCUCAUUUGAGUGAAUCUGGUUAGUGCAUAGUUCAUAUAUGAUAUACCUAUGUAAAGGUCAGAUAAGAGCUAUCAUCUUUGAGGAACAUGAAUUGUGAAUGUAUCAAUUUUCUAUGUAGAUGGACCUAUGACUUGAGACGUGCAGCAACUGCUGCUGACUCUGCAUUUUGUUCCAACUAGACCUUUUGAUACGUGAUCCUAGUAAUCUUUUCCUUUC
Messenger RNA from Manihot esculenta (cassava), 1101 nucleotides. RefSeq names its product multiple organellar RNA editing factor 9, chloroplastic. The coding region runs from base 23 to 754 and encodes 243 amino acids. The record is from RefSeq and is a predicted model, not a curated record. Gene Ontology annotation, biological process: chloroplast RNA modification; cytidine to uridine editing. The transcript is spliced from 5 exons. Gene Ontology annotation, cellular component: chloroplast. NCBI's taxonomy places the organism in Eukaryota, Viridiplantae, Streptophyta, Magnoliopsida, Malpighiales, Euphorbiaceae.